Molecule: messenger RNA, 794 nt
Organism: Boeremia exigua
Lineage: Eukaryota; Fungi; Ascomycota; Dothideomycetes; Pleosporales; Didymellaceae
Exons: 4
Coding region: 276-563 (95 amino acids)
Source: RefSeq, a predicted model, not a curated record
CCGUUGAACCUCCCGCCCUGUGGGGCCCAUCCCUGUCGAUGAUGGAAGAUCGUCCUGUAAGCCGAUGCUCUCAACCACUGAACGUCGACGAUCGAUGCUUGUUGUACGGGAGAGGGGUCGCAACAGUGGAGUGCACCUCGACGUCAUACAGGCAGCAACAUAAAUAGCAGAGGCAGUUGCGAAUCAACCCAGUCAACAUACAAAACAACGACCUGCCCAACCCACUCAAACAACAGACCACUCAACAAACCAUUCAAGCAAUCGACUCACGAAAUAUGUCCGACCAGAACCAGCAACAUCAGUCCAAGGGCUUCUUCGGCACCGCAGCAAGCGGCCUCGGAAACACACUCGGCGCUGCGACCAACACCAUUGGUAACGGCGUGGGUACCGUGACAGAUGCCGCGGGCAACGUUGUCGCGGCUACAGGGAAGGGCGUCGGUGAUGCUGUGACGGGAGUCUCUAAGGGCGUGGGUGACACCACUAAGGCUGGUGGCAACUUCGUCAAGGACACAGGGAGGAGUGGGACAGACAGCGUUGGGCUGACAGAGAAGGAGCAAAAGUAGCAAGGCUCUGGGGGAAGAGAAUGGCGGAGGUGACUGCUUAGAGCAGGAGCGUGCUGAAACUCGGGUGCCCUGUGUUUGGUUCUCUGCCCGUUCCACGGCAUUGUUCUGAAGUCGUGUGACUCGAUGUACUAUGCAGCUAUACUAUACGAAAGUCGCACAACGCUUCUGAUGCCAAUGAACGUGUCGUGUGAGGUGAUUACCAAAUGAAUUGUAUUGAAAUAUUAGUCGUGA